GAAUUAUAAAAAAAAAAAAGAGGAGGGGCGUUCGUGGUCGUGGAUCUAUUUGAAUCACUCGAGGCAAAACCCUUUUCUCCUUCUCCUCCUCUUCCCCCAAACACACCAAAACCCUCUCUCUCUCUCUCUCUUUGGCGGCUGCGCGGCCAAAUUCAAACCCUAGAUUCCAUCCGAUUCCCUCUAGGGUUUCUAUCCCCUCACUCUCUCUCUCUCUCUUGGUCGCAUCCAAGGAUCUAUCAAAUUCGACAUCUGGUCUCAUGGCUGCCGUUGCUUCUUCACCUGCUGACCAAUCUGCUGAUAUGUUGCAGAACCUCUCCUUGGACUCUCAACCAAAAGCAGCUUCGGAGAUUCCUGAGCCAAAGAAGACCGCUGUUUACCAGUAUGGAGGAGUGGAUUUAAGUGGUCAAGUCCCUUCCUUUGACAGAUCUUUGACACCGUUGCUUCCCAGUGAUGCUGUCGACCCUUCGGUUUGCUAUGUUCCGAAUGCCUACCAGCAGCCCUUUUAUUAUGGAUAUGGGACUGGUGACUGGAGCGAAUACACUGGUUACCAAACUCCUGAGGGUGUUGACAUGACUUCUGGUUAUGGGUAUGCAGCAUAUCCUUACUCGCCAGCAACAAGCCCUGCUCCGCAGGUUGGCGGAGAUGGGCAGUUGUAUGGAGCUCAGCAGUACCAGUAUCCUGCCUUUUUCCCCGCUGGAUCUUUUGCUUCAUCUGUUGCUACACCUACCCAGGGAGAUCUCGCUGCAAACAAAGCUGGUGGUCUGAAACCUGCGGAAAGCAAGAAUGUUGCAUCUGCUGCUGGUAUGACAAAAGGAAGCAAUGGACAAGCUGCAGGGAAACCAAAUAACCAGACUGCAUUCAACACCUCAAGCAAUUUGUAUGGAAGUGGCGCUCCUGCAGGGGGUUAUGCUGCUGGUUACCAGGACGCCAGAUUUAACUAUGAUGGAUAUUAUGGUACUGGUUAUUCAGAUGUUCAGAGACCUGUUGCAUCAUCCUAUUCUAAGGCAAACAGUGUGACUUCAUCGAGGAAUCAAAACUACCGCUCAAACUCUAACUACACGGGUGUGCACCAGCCUGCAUCAAUGACAGGCUACGGUACUCAUGGAUACUACAGCAAGAUGUAUCAAAGCAAGUUAUAUGGUAACUAUGGUAGCUCGGGGAGAUCUGGUAUGGGCUAUAGUUCUUCUGGGUAUGAUUCAAGAACAAAUGGAAGAGGAUGGGGGAGCACAACAGACAACAGAUACAGAGGUUUUGGAAGGGGUAACAGUUUCUUCUACGGAAAUGAGAAUAACGCAGAUGGUCUGAAUGAACUUAACAGGGGACCCAGAGCCAGGGGCGCAAAGAACCAGAAGGAAAACUCAGAAGAUAGCUUAGAGGUUAAGGAGCAGACUGGCGAGUCAAAUGUAGCUGAGGCUGUGGAGACGGAGAACACAUGCAUUGUUCCUGACAGAGAACAGUACAACAAAGAAGAUUUCCCGGUGGAUUAUGCGAACGCUAUGUUCUUUGUCAUCAAGUCCUACAGCGAAGAUGAUGUGCACAAGAGCAUCAAGUAUAACGUUUGGGCUAGCACACCAAAUGGAAACAAGAAGCUUGCUGCGGCAUAUCAGGAAGCUCAGCAGAAACCUGGCGGCUGUCCUAUCUUUCUCUUCUUCUCGGUCAAUGCAAGUGGACAAUUUGUCGGGCUUGCUGAAAUGAUAGGACCGGUUGACUUCGACACAAAUGUGGACUGCUGGCAGCAAGACAAGUGGACAGGCUCUUUCCCUCUCAAGUGGCAUAUUGUGAAGGAUGUUCCAAACAGUUUGCUGAAACAUAUUACCCUGGAGAACAAUGAGAACAAGCCUGUCACUAACUCCAGAGACACCCAAGAGGUCAAGUUGGAGCAAGGUUUGAAGAUUGUGAAAAUUUUCAAGGAGCAUACUAGCAAGACUUGCAUUUUGGAUGACUUCUCCUUCUAUGAGGUUCGACAGAAGACUAUCUUGGAGAAGAAGGCCAAGCAACACCAAACCCAGAAACAGGUUAGUGAGGAGAAAACUACAACGGAUGAGAAAAAGGAGACCGCUACUGCUGAUUCGGCUAAUAAGGAAUCUCCUCCAGCUGCUCAAACUACCGGUGAUGUAAAGGUUGAUGAGAAUGGGUCUGUUGCUAAGCCAGUUGGUGUGGUGGCAAAUGGUUGCUAGAUUAGUCAGACACUACUCACGGCUCGAGCAUAAAACGCAACAAGAGAGAAGAAGCUAUGAACUAUCCCGUUUGCAGUUUCUCUUGAGAACGAGUGCUGUGAGCUUUGAAGCAAGGAAAGACCGACGAGACCUGUUUCUUUGCCCUUAAAAAUUAAAAAUCCCAGUUUUUUUUUUCAAUCUUUUCUUGUUCUUGUUUUCACCUGUCUUUACAAUUUUCUGUUUCUUUUUUUUUUCAAUUUUUCAUUAUCUGUUGCUCCUCCCUGUAAAAUUGCUUGUAUGACCUGCUAAAUAGUGGGAAGAAGUAGAGAAAAAAAGGAGAUAAAAGCAGGGUGGGAUUUGUUUUCAUU
Molecule: messenger RNA, 2524 nt
Organism: Brassica rapa (field mustard)
Lineage: Eukaryota; Viridiplantae; Streptophyta; Magnoliopsida; Brassicales; Brassicaceae
Product: YTH domain-containing protein ECT2
Biological process (GO): mRNA destabilization
Cellular component (GO): cytoplasm
Molecular function (GO): mRNA binding
Source: RefSeq, a predicted model, not a curated record